Molecule: messenger RNA, 467 nt
Organism: Carlito syrichta (Philippine tarsier)
Lineage: Eukaryota; Metazoa; Chordata; Mammalia; Primates; Tarsiidae
Product: targeting protein for Xklp2-like
Exons: 3
Biological process (GO): regulation of mitotic spindle organization; activation of protein kinase activity
Cellular component (GO): spindle; microtubule
Source: RefSeq, a predicted model, not a curated record
GGUGUCCCUGAAAAGAGAGUAAUUCCAGUCACUGUCCCCAAGUCACCAGCCUUUGCACUGAAGAACAGAAUCCGAGUGUACAACCAAGAAGAUGAGGAAGAGGAUGAACUGGUAGUGAUAAGAGCUCAACCUUUGCCACAUUAUGGAGUGCCUUUUAAGCCCCAAAUUCCAGAGACAAGAACUGUGGAAGUAUGCCCGUUCUCCUUUGAUUCUCGAGACAAAGAACGUCAGUUGCAGAAGGAAAAGAAAAUAAAAGAACUGCAGAAAGGGGAGAUGCCCAAGUUCAAGGCUCUUCCCUUGCCUCAUUUUGACACCAUUAAUCUGCCAGAGAAGAAGGUAAAGCAUGUGACCCAGAUUGAGCCUUUCUGCCUGGAGACCGACAAGAGAGGUGCUGUGAAGGCACAGACAUGGAAGUACCAGGUGGGGAAUGCAGAGAGCAGCCAAAAUGUCAAUCGCUGGGUUGCUUG